Oppiella nova is the source of this 393-nucleotide messenger RNA. NCBI's taxonomy places the organism in Eukaryota, Metazoa, Arthropoda, Arachnida, Sarcoptiformes, Oppiidae. The record is from the annotation of a GenBank genome assembly.
AUGACUUCAAACACACAAAGGGUAAUUAAACCUCAUUUACCACUCAUUAGAUUCAAAAAGGGAGGGAAUGUGAGGACAACCGGUGCUCAAGUGAAUGAGAGUGUGGUGUCUUCAAGCACUUCUGGUCCACCGAUUGGUGUGACUCCACGCGGAAGUGGUAUUGAAGAGGAACUGAUGCCUAAACGAUAUGAACGCAAACCAAUAACACCUCUCGAGAUGGAGAUAAUUGAAAGAGGAGGACCGGAAAUACUUUGAUGAAUAGCUUUAUUGUAUAAAAAUAUAUAUAAUUAUAUAAUUAGGGCUAAUGUCGAGUUCUCAAUAGUUAUAAAACUUUUUAAAAAUAUAAACUUAUUGUAGAUAUCAUUAAAGUAUAAUUGAAUUGAAAUUUAAUAA